UGCUAGGGAGUUACGUUUGGUUGAGCCGCUCGCUCGCAGCCAUUGAAGCUAUUGGACUGGCGGACGGCGCAGCGUCACCCCCGCUGCCUUCCAACUCUUUUAUUUAUUUAUUUCUACCUAAGCGGGGACGACUCACGACUCCGCGCGGAAUACGUGGCGGCGUGACACCGUCUCUGGCUGCCAGCGGUCACAGGGAGCUCCGCGAUGAACAAGCUACGGCAGAGCUUCCGGCGGAAGAAAGACAUCUACGUGCCGGAGUCCAGCCGGCCGCACCAGUGGCAGACGGACGAGGAGACGGUCCGCAGCGGGAAAUGCAGCUUUGCGGUCAAGUACUUGGGACAUGUGGAGGUGGAGGAGUCUCGAGGCAUGCACAUCUGCGAGGAAGCGGUCAAGCGGCUGAAGACGGACAGGAAAUUCUUCAAAGGAUUCUUUUCCAAAGCCGGGAAGAAGGCCGUGCGCGCCGUGUUGUGGGUGUCGGCAGACGGCCUUCGAGUCGUUGACGACAAAACCAAGGAUCUGAUUCUGGACCAGACCAUCGAGAAGGUGUCAUUCUGCGCUCCCGACCGCAACUUUGAGAGAGCCUUCUCCUACAUCUGCCGUGACGGCACCACGCGGCGCUGGAUCUGCCACUGCUUCAUGGCCGUCAAGGACUCGGGCGAGCGCCUGAGUCACGCCGUGGGCUGCGCCUUCGCCGCCUGUCUGGAGCGCAAGCAGAAGCGGGAGAAGGAGUGCGGCGUCACGGCGACCUUCGACGCCAACAGAACCACCUUCACCCGCGAGGGCUCCUUCCGCGUCACCACGGCGACGGAGGCGGCGGAGCGGGAGGAGGUCAUGAGGCAGCUGCAGGACGCCAAGAACGCUGAGAGCGACGUAACGCUGACAGGGAACUCGUCGGGCGUGACGGCAAGCUCCGCCCCCAACCAGGCGGGAGGCUCGCCGUCGCCCUCGUCCUCGCCGCCCCUCUCGCUGAGCGCCCUGGGCCCCCAGGUGAUACCGCGCCGACACGCCCCGGUGGAGGCCCUGGCCAGGCAGGGCUCCUUCCGGGGCUUCCCGGCCCUCAGCCAGAAGACCUCGCCCUUCAAGCGGCAGCUGUCCCUGCGCAUGAACGAGCUGCCCUCCACCAUGCAGCGCAAGUCGGACUUCCCCAUCGACGACACGGUGCCCGAGGUGGAAGGGGAGAACGACAGCAUCAGCUCUCUGUGCACUCAGAUCACCUCGGCGUUCAGCGGGCCCCCGGAGGACCCCUUCUCUUCGGCGCCGAUGCCCAAAGCGGCGUCCCCACAGUCUCCUGUAGUCCCUGUCAACGGCUCUGUCUUCUCCGCUCCCCCCGCUAACAAUCCUCCAGCUUUGGCCCCUGCUCUGCCUGCUAGAGAAACUAACCCCUGGGCUAAGACCCCCGCCACAGCACCCGGAAGUGAUUGGUCGUCUCCCACGCCCGUCAUCAUUGUCCCCCCAACAUCGUCUCCAGUCCUGCCCUCCCACAAGCGGACGCCCUCAGAAGCGGAGAAAUGGUUGGACGAAGUGUCAAAGUCCGUCAGAGCCCCGCCUUCCAAUCCCAUCCUGGCCCCCGCCCAGCCUUUUAUUGCCCCCAUGCCUGUGGCGUCUUUACCCUCGGCGCCGUACGUGUCUUCCCUCUCGCCAGCGGUGCCCCUGCUUCCCCCCCGCCAGACUGCUUUCCACCCCCAAACUCCGCCCACCUACCCCGUGCCCAACGGCCUGCCCUUCCCGCAGCCCAGCGUCCCCGUGGUGGGCAUCACCCCCUCGCAGAUGGUCGCCAACGUCUUCGGCUCGGCGGCCCAGCCGCAGCCCUACCUGGCCCCCGUGUCCGCGCCGCCCCCGCACAACAUCGCGGGCCCCUUUCUCAAGCCGCCUCCGCCGCCCACCGUCCUCGCCCCCGUCCACCCGGCCAACGGCAGCGAGAGCUUUAACGGGUCAGACAACUGGGCCGCCCUCUCUCACCUCGCCCCGUCUGCGGCGCCGCCCCCGGUGCAGCAGCAGGAGGACGCCUUCGAGGCCCAGUGGGCGGCGCUGGAGGGCCGCUCACGCCAGCGCGCCACGCCGUCGCCGACCAACCCCUUCUCCACAGAGCUGCACAAGACCUUUGAGAUCCAGCUCUGAUGACUGUGUCGACAAGAGAAGAAGACGCAUGCUUCUGAUUGUAGCGAGGGGGCACCUGUAGACCCCAUGUGGAGAGGAAGUCAGGUGUCUCCUCCUCAAGCAAGACAAUGCCAAAUCUUUAUUUUUAUGCAUUAAGUAUAUUUUACAUAGCUUUGAAUCCUGUAAGUGGUCUGGCCAAAGGCAGAGAGAAGAAAUCUAUUAUAUAUCUAUAACUUGUCAUGACAGAUUUGUGAAGGGACAGCUGCUUUACUUUGGUGUCUGCGGCUUUUAUUUUGCCACGGUCUGUUAGGUGUGACUGUAAAUAAGAUCUCAUUGCAGCAACAAUCAUUUGUUUACUGGUUUUAUGCUCGGGUUGUUUUAAUAACACAGCAGCGUGUUGUCUCCUCUAUCCACUUUUUUUUUUUUUUUUUUUUUUUUUUAAAUAGUCAAUUCUUCAAAUGGAGUUUUGCACAAGCACUCAAGUGGUUGCUUUGUCCUCACGUGCAUCUGGAGGGAGUCACCGCCUUCUGUGUCGUCUUGUUCUUAUUUUUUAAUCAAACCUGUGAAUAUAAUCUUUCCGCGGAUCUAUUUUUCCAUUUUGUAAUUAUUUCACGACUUUAUUCCAACUUCUUGGGAGAAAUGUUGAAGUUAAAAGAUUGAAUAAAUGAUGGUGGCAGAGGAAAAUCA
This is a messenger RNA of Nerophis lumbriciformis (worm pipefish), 2784 nucleotides long. It is a transcript of the gene numb, whose product is annotated as NUMB endocytic adaptor protein. The record is from RefSeq and is a predicted model, not a curated record. Gene Ontology annotation, biological process: positive regulation of neurogenesis. NCBI's taxonomy places the organism in Eukaryota, Metazoa, Chordata, Actinopteri, Syngnathiformes, Syngnathidae. Gene Ontology annotation, cellular component: basolateral plasma membrane; cytoplasm; cytoplasmic vesicle.